Messenger RNA from Phragmites australis (common reed), 2498 nucleotides. RefSeq lists its product as uncharacterized. The record is from RefSeq and is a predicted model, not a curated record. The coding region runs from base 194 to 2179 and encodes 661 amino acids. The transcript has 10 exons. NCBI's taxonomy places the organism in Eukaryota, Viridiplantae, Streptophyta, Magnoliopsida, Poales, Poaceae.
AACUCCCACCGCGCGGGUAGCUGCCGCGGCCGUCGUUGUCGCCGCGUUCUCGUACGUUCCGGUAGCCUAAAAAUAUCCGCCCCCAAGGCCGGCGACGCGGCCCAUCGAAGUCAACCGGAAACGACGCGGCCUUCGCUUCCUCCACCGGACGGUUCGCGUGCUCGACGAAGGGAAGCGUCUGUCUAGGAAAAAGAUGGAAGACAACAGAAUAACUCGAAUUUCAGUCACUUGGAGAGGCAAACAGCUUGAUGUGGAUGCAGAUCCAAGCUGUACGGUGAAAGAAUUUGGGCAACUUCUGCAGGAUUUGACUAGUGUUAAACCAGAUACAUUGAAGCUCAUUGUUCCACAAUCUGCAAACAAAGGUUCCAAGCUAAUCACGCCUUUUUUGGAUUUGCAUUCAAGCUUGACGCUGAAUGAAGCGGGUAUUAGUGAGGGAAAACCUAUCAGAAUGAUGGGUGUUUUUGAUGAUGAAAUUGAGGAAGUAUCUGACAAUGGCAAAAAGCCAGAUCUACGUAUAAUUGGAUUUGAUGAGGAAGAACAACGGCUUAGGCAACGAUCAUCAGUCAUGCCGCAAAUUUCACUCAAACUUCCUCAGGGGCAAUACAUCUUCUGUGAUUUUCGGACACUUCACUUACCUGGUAUUGAGCUGAAUCCCCCACCUUCAGAAGCACUGAAAAGAAUGCACAUGCUUGCAUGUGACCCUGGUAUAAUUGCGAUCAUGAACAAGCAUAAAUGGCGAGUGGGAAUCAUGACCGAAAUGGCUCCUGUUGGAUAUGUAGGCAUCAGUCCAAAAUGCAUUUUAGGCUUCAAUAAGAACAUGGGAGAGGAAAUAUCACUUCGUUUACGAACUGAUGACUUGAAGGGAUUCAGGAAGUAUGAAAGUAUCAAGAAAACUCUACUUCAUGAACUUGCACAUAUGGUGCACUCUGAGCAUGAUGCAAAUUUUUUUGCUCUUAAUAAACAGUUGAAUGAGGAAGCUGCUUCCUUGAACUGGACCAAGUCAAGAGGUCAUAUGUUGAGUGGUCGCAAAAUCUUUGAUUCCUAUGAAGAUGCAUUUGUUCUGGAACCAAGCACAACUGUUACUGGUCACAGGCUUGGGGGAGAGUCAAGUUUGCUGGCAAGUGCUCGUGCAUUGUCAGGGGCUGCUGCUUAUGAGCGUUUCUUGAAUGCAUCUGCAAAGGGAGAUCACAUAUCAGGCACAGAAAUUGAACAUAAUCCAGAUGAUGUUUCUCAAGAUUUUGUUCAGGGAAAUGUGAAGGUGGAGCCAGAUCCAGAUGAUAAUGAUGCCAUGCAUGUAGAUACAGCAAUUGAGACAUCAGGGUCCCUGGGUUCUAGAUCAUUGGCAGGACAACAUACCAUUGGUUACUCUGAGCCUAAACCUGAUGGUGUUGGCAAGCAAAGCUCUGUUGGAUGCCUAGAACCUGAUCCUGACGACUCCUCAAAUGUUAAUGUUCUUAACCAGGAGCUGAGUAUUGAUGGAUGGCACCAUAGUGAACCUGACCCUGAUGAUGGUACUGGUGAAUUUGUUCUGGAAUCUGGAAACAAGAUGGAAGUGGAGAGUGAACUGAGAAACAACAUCACAGUUUUGAAGUCUGAACCUGACCCUGAUGAUUCCUCGAAUGCUACUGUGAACCAGGAGCUGAGCAUCAAUGGGAAGCAUGGUGGAGAACCUGAUCCUGAUGAUACUACUUGUCGAGCUGUUUUGGAAUCUGGAAAUGAGAUGGAAGUGGUAACAGAGCAGAGUAGAAACUCCACGAUUUUGAUAGCUGAACCUGAUCCUGAUGACCAUGCUGGUGAUUCAAACAGCAAUGAGCUGCAAAGGAUUGAAGAACCAGUAGCAGCCCUCUUUGCACGACUUCAGAAGGCCAUUGAAAUGCUCCGGUUGCAAGCAACACCUGCAGAGGCAGAUGCGGCUAUCCAAACACUCUUUAAGAUUAUCAAGAAUGUGAUAGAGCACCCAAAUGAUACUAAAUACAGGAGAUUGCGUAAGUCCAAUCCACAUUUCCAAAGGAGUGUGACAAACUAUAAAGCCGCAAUGGAGGUCCUUGAAUUGAUCGGCUUCUGCGAGGAUGUCGUCUCAGACGAGAUUGGGCGUGCGGAGACUUACUUGGUAUUGAAAAGGAACGAUCUUGGAUUGCUAUGGCUUGCAAAGUCCUCUCUUGAAGUCUCCCUGGCUUGAUAAAAGUUCAUACAUCAUGGUUCUUAUUUUCUUUUGUGGAUAUAUUGAGCAAGAGAACUGGCUGUUGGCAUGUACCGUUCUUCUGAAUCAAAACUGUUGUAUACUUGUAUAUGAAAACACAACAACGAAAUGAUGUGUGCAGCUUUCAACCUGCUGCUCCCCCCCCCCCCCCCCCCCUUAUCUGUGUCUUAACUUGAAUGGCUUGCACUCCCAUGUGAUGUACCGAGGAACCCUGGUAGUCUUGGAUUUCAUUAUAUCUGCAGUCUUGGAUUACCAGACCUUGCUGCAGCCAAAUCAGUCAAAAGGAGCAUUUUUUUCA